Heterostelium album PN500 is the source of this 774-nucleotide messenger RNA. RefSeq names its product S26 family signal peptidase. Gene Ontology annotation, molecular function: serine-type endopeptidase activity. The transcript has 3 exons. Lineage: Eukaryota; Evosea; Eumycetozoa; Acytosteliales; Acytosteliaceae. Gene Ontology annotation, cellular component: membrane; mitochondrial inner membrane peptidase complex. The record is from RefSeq and is a predicted model, not a curated record. Bases 1 to 774 code for a protein of 257 amino acids.
AUGAACAUCAAUAUAACUAAAUUAAAAUAUCUAUAUAGUAAUAUAUUAAAUUGUAAUAAUAGACUAAGUAGUAGUUGUUUAUCAUUUAAUAGUAUUGAUUUCAAAUGUAUAAAUAAAUUAAACACAACAAAUAGAUUCUAUCAUAGUAGCAAUAGUUAUAGUCAAAGUUCAAACAAAACACACUUCAAUCAUGAUGAUAGUAAAGAAAAUAAAGAUGACAACCAAGAACAAAUUAAUGAUAAAAAUUACAAUAAUAAACAAAAAGAAGAUAAAUAUAAUGAGAAUGAAAAAGAGAACAUUGCUAAAUCAUCGAAAGAAACAUUAAUAGUAACAUUGAAAGCAGUUGGUAUAAUUUAUUUAGUUAGAGAAUAUGUAAUUUCAUAUUCAUUAUGUUCAGGAUCAUCGAUGCAACCGACAUUGAAUUCAUCGGGUGAUAUAGUGUUUAUCGAUAAGACCAAUAUGAAACCAUACAAACGUGACGAUAUCAUUAUGGCAGUGUCACCGACCAACCCCAGCGAUAACAUAUGUAAGCGUAUCAAGUACUUGGAGGGUGAUAGCAUCGUGAUGGACACUGGCUACGGUUCGAGACGUAUCGAUAUACCGAAAGGUUAUUGUUGGAUCGAAGGUGACAACCCACAUUCAUCGUUUGACUCUAGAAGUUACGGUUGUAUUCCAAUGUCUCUUAUCAAAGGAAGAGUUAUUUUCAGAUUAUAUCCAUUCUCAUGGUUAGACUCACCACCACCCAAAUCAAUAUCAACACAUAAAAUAAAUUAA